UUUUUCUUAAUUUCCACACCAAGAUCGAUCUAGAAAACAAAAUGGUGUCCCAUUUUCUGUCAUUACAAUUCUUGCUACUACUCAUCAUCCUCCAAUGCACCACCAUCACCACCACCGUAGCUCAGUCACUAGCACCGGCUCCCGGACCACCAGGCCCCACCAACAUCACCAAAAUCUUGGAAAAAGCCGGCCAAUUCACCACCCUAAUCCGCCUCUUUGAAAUAACCAAAGUGGGUGAUCAAAUCAAUACCCAACUCAACAACUCCAAACAGGGAAUGACUGUAUUCGCACCACCUGAUAACGCCUUCUCCAGCCUCAGUGCCGGAACCCUCAACUCUCUUUCCGACCAACAAAAGGAUGAAUUGGUUCAGUUCCAUGUCAUCCCCACCUUCAUCUCCAUGUCACAGUUCCAAACCCUCAGUAAUCCGUUGAGAACACAGGCCGGGGAUAGUACCGCCUAUAAGUUUCCGUUGGACAUUACGACUUCCGGCAACCAGGUGAAUCUGACCACCGGCGUUGUUAGUGCCACGGUGGCGAAUGCAAUCUACUCAGACGGUUCACUUGCUGUUUAUCAGGUGGACAAGGUGCUGCUACCCAUGAGCUUGUUUGGUCCGCCGGCUCCGGCAGCCGCGCCAGCACCUGAAUCUGGAAAUGAUAAGAAAAAGGACAAAGACGAUGAUAGUCAGUCUCCUAGCGACGAUAGUGCUAGUGCCAACUCCUCCGAUGCAGUUGAUUUGCGUCGUGAUUUGCAUGGGUUAAUGGGGGGAGCGAUUGCUUUCAUCGCUAUGUUUUAUUUGUGACAAUAGACGGUGGAGAUGAUGCCACGUCGGCAAUUUAAUAGAUGUGGGUCCGUUCUUUAGCAUGAUUUGUUUAUUGGGUGAUUGUGAUUAAGAGGGUAGAGUGAUAUGGUGUGUUGCGUGCUUUUUGAAUAAUUGCUGCGACCUUUGUAAUCUGUCGUCCAUUUUGUCAUUUGAAAACAUGUACCCAUAAGAUUGAAUGAAAUUCCGGUUUUUCAUCAUCACUUUUUCUAAAA
This is a messenger RNA of Cynara cardunculus var. scolymus (artichoke), 1033 nucleotides long. Its product is annotated as fasciclin-like arabinogalactan protein 11. Bases 42 to 800 code for a protein of 252 amino acids. The record is from RefSeq and is a predicted model, not a curated record. The transcript has a single exon. Lineage: Eukaryota; Viridiplantae; Streptophyta; Magnoliopsida; Asterales; Asteraceae.